Molecule: messenger RNA, 1154 nt
Organism: Dictyostelium purpureum
Lineage: Eukaryota; Evosea; Eumycetozoa; Dictyosteliales; Dictyosteliaceae
Exons: 3
Coding region: 1-1059 (352 amino acids)
Cellular component (GO): mitochondrion
Molecular function (GO): protein-containing complex binding
Source: RefSeq, a predicted model, not a curated record
AUGCUCAAAAAUUUUGCCAGAAAAUUACCAUCCUUUGCAAACAAGAGAAAUUUCACUACUGAUCAAUUUAAAGUUUUGGAUUUAGAGAAAUCUCAUUUUCCUUUAGUUGCAACAGUUUUUGGUGCAACUGGUUUUACUGGUAGAUAUAUUGUUCAAGCACUCGCUCGUACAGGUGUUCAAGUUGUUGUUCCAUACAGAGGUGAAGAUUGGACUUUCCGUGAUCUUAAAGUAUUAGGUGAUAUAGGUCAAAUUAUUCCAGUUCGUUAUGAUAUUAGAAAUGAAGAAUCAAUUGAAAGAGCUAUUUCACAUUCAAAUAUUGUUAUCAAUUUAGCUGGUCGUAAUUAUGAUACUCGUAAUUUUAGUCUUCAAGACAUCAAUGUUGAUGCUGCUGAACGUAUUGCUAGAAUAAGUCAAAAUGUUGAUAGAUAUAUUUACGUCUCUGCAUUAAAUGCUUCAGAAGACGCCUCAUCAGAAUUUGCUCGUACCAAAGCCUUAGGUGAAAAAGUUAGCAGAAAACACAACCCAAAAGCCACCAUUGUAAGACCAUCCAUUAUUUUUGGUGAUGAAGAUAGAUUUAUUAAUAAAUGGUCCAAAGUUUCUCAAAACUGGCCAUUCAUCCCAAGAUUUAACUCUGAACAUAAAAUCCAACCAUUACAUUGUUCCGAUUUUGCUAAAGGUAUUUUAAGUACCAUUGAAAACCCACAAGCUGUUGCAAAAACUUGCGAAUUUGCUGGUGAUGAAACUUUCACUUGGGACCAAUUUUUAGAUAUGAUCAUUGAAGGUACAGCUCAAUAUGAUAGAUUAAAUUUACCAGUAUCAACCGAAUUUAUGAAAAUGGUUGCUGGACCAAUGGAACAAUUCUCUCGUGAUCCAAAUUUCAUUGUCGAUGAAAUCGAUUACCACAACCAAGAUUUAGUUGUUGUUCCAAAGAAAGACGUUUUAACAUUAAAAGAUUUUGGUGUUAAAGCCACUCCAAUCCAAGAAAAAUUAAUUAGACUUUCUAGAAUGUAUAGACCAAGUAAAUUCUUUAAUGCUAUUGCCAACCCACAAAACAAAUAAACAAUUCAAAUAAUAAUAAUAAUAAUAAUAUGAUGAUGAUAAUACUAUACUAUACUAUUUUUCUUUAUAAAUAAUAAAUAAUUUAUAUAAAUUUU